This is a messenger RNA of Spirometra erinaceieuropaei, 1044 nucleotides long. The record is from the annotation of a GenBank genome assembly. Lineage: Eukaryota; Metazoa; Platyhelminthes; Cestoda; Diphyllobothriidea; Diphyllobothriidae.
AUGGUUUCAUACUAUUUCGUGAAAACUGCAGAGGAGCCAACUAUUAUCGCCCAGAACGUUCCUUCUCCCGUAAAAAUGCAAUACAAGCCAGAUUUGCAGAGCUUUGUGUUGGAUAGUGGCAAUACACAAGAGAAACGGAAGCAACUUCCAAACCUGGAGAAUAUAAAUUGGCCCGAACGGGAAUUUCUACGCCUUCCGUUUGGCGCUCCGGGAAGCAUUCAUGCACCCCUGGAGGCGAAAUUCAGCCGUGGACAGAUGCGUACAAUGUGGAAGCUGUUUUUAACUUUCGUGGAUGUCAUGGAUGAGCUCGGUUUUAGUGACAGGUGGAUGAUCUACUCCGGCAGCCUGUUUUCCUCCUUUCGUCACCAUGAUAUCGGACCCUGGGACGAUGACCUUGAUGUUCUCGUUGACGAGAAAGUUAGACCGGCGCUGUGGAGAAAGAUGCGCAUGCUAGGACCCAAAUUCAUUAUUCGAAAAUCUGGACUUAGGGACAAGAUUUACGCAGAGUUGAUUCAACCCAGCAAUGCCUCACAGGAUGCUGACGGUAGUCGCAAACUCAGUUUGCACGAUUGGGGCUGGCCUUACGUGGACAUCAGCUAUUACACGUCUAACGUGACCCACAUCAAGGAACUUUCAAAGCCGUAUGGCCAACAGUAUGUCUUCCCAAAGUCUGACGUUUUCCCACUGCUUUUCAGACCAUUUUACAAGUAUUGGGCUCCAGCACCAAGAAACACCUUUGCUUUCCUGCAGCAAACCUACCACGAAAGCGUCCAUUGCGCCUCUCCCAGUUAUAUUCACCCUUAUGAGAAAAGAAUAAAAGGACAGGCAGUACCUUGCACUACACUAGCGGACAGGUACGCUUUCGUUGAGCACAGCCUCCGUAAUAGCAAUGUCCAGGGAGAGGACGGUAGUUCGGAAGAUUUGGAUUGGGUCCGAGAACGACUGAUUCUCGGUGGCAAAGUCAUACACGAAAUCGACUUGGUUGGACCCCGUCGAGAAGGCCACGUAGACACCUUCGUUCUGCAGAUAAAGCCGGCGGCGUGA